UCCGGUGCGGGGCGGCCGGGCGGGGGCGGCGGAGCGGGUGCAGCGCAGCGGAGCCGGCGGGAUGGAGCGGCCCGAGCGGGCUGCGGCGGCGCUGGGAGCUCAGCCCCGCGCCAACGGCUGCAGCGGCGCCGCCCACGGUGGCCUCCGCAACGGCUACGUGCGCGGCCUGCCCGCGCCCGACACCCAGAUAAAUCAUAUUGUGCACAAUGGAGGAUUAUACAAAAGGCCUUUCAAUGAAGCUUUCGAAGAAACACCAAUGCUGGUUGCUGUGCUGACCUACGUAGGCUAUGGUGUUCUCACUCUCUUUGGAUAUCUGCGAGAUUUCAUGCGGCAGUGGAAGAUUGAGAAGUGUCAAAAUGCAACAGAAAGAGAAGAACAAAAGGACUUUGUCCCAUUGUACCAGGACUUUGAAAACUUCUACAACAGAAACCUCUACAUGCGGAUUCGGGACAGCUGGAACCGUCCAAUCUGCAGUGUGCCAGGGGCCAAAGUGGACAUGAUGGAGAGAGUUUCUCAUGACUAUAACUGGACAUUCACGUACACGGGGAGAGUGAUAAAGGGCAUUAUUAAUAUGGGUUCCUACAACUACCUUGGAUUUGCACAAAAGGCUGGGACUUGCCAAGAAGCAGCAUCUAAAGUUCUGUCCCAGUAUGGAGCUGGAGUGUGCAGCACUAGGCAGGAGAUGGGAAACUUGGACAAACAUGAGGAGCUGGAAAAGCUAGUUGCCAGGUUUCUAGGUGUGGAAUCUGCAAUGGCGUAUGGAAUGGGGUUUGCAACCAACUCUAUGAACAUUCCUGCUUUAGUUGGCAAGGGCUGUUUGAUUUUGAGUGAUGAACUGAAUCAUGCAUCACUAGUGCUUGGAGCAAGACUGUCAGGAGCAACUAUUCGAAUCUUUAAGCACAACAAUAUGCAAAGCCUGGAGAAGCUGCUCAAAGAUGCUAUUGUGCAUGGGCAACCUCGUACACGGAGGCCCUGGAAAAAAAUUCUUAUCUUGGUGGAAGGAAUAUACAGUAUGGAGGGAUCCAUAGUCCGUUUGCCUGAAGUGAUUGCCCUUAAGAAGAAAUACAAGUCCUAUCUGUACCUUGAUGAGGCUCAUAGUAUAGGUGCCCUGGGUCCCAGUGGCCGGGGUGUGGUGGAGUACUUUGGACUCAGUCCUGAAGAUGUAGAUGUUAUGAUGGGAACAUUCACCAAAAGCUUUGGAGCUGCUGGAGGAUACAUUGGGGGCAAGAAGGAACUGAUUGAUUACCUCAGGACAUACUCUCACAGUGCUGCGUAUGCAUCAUCAAUGUCACCUCCCGUCGUGGAGCAAAUCAUCACCUCUGUGAAAUGCAUUAUGGGUGAAGAUGGUACGACUGUUGGGAGAGCUCGUGUGCAGCAGCUAGCAGAGAACACGAGAUACUUCAGGAGACGACUGAAAGAGAUGGGCUUUAUUAUCUACGGAAAUGAAGAUUCUCCUGUCGUGCCUCUGAUGCUGUACAUGCCAGCAAAAAUUGGUGCGUUUGGGCGUGAGAUGCUGAAGCGGAACAUCGGUGUUGUGGUUGUGGGUUUCCCUGCCACCCCCAUCAUCGAGUCCAGAGCCAGGUUCUGUUUGUCUGCAGCUCAUACCAAAGAGAUGCUUGAUACAGCUUUAAAAGAAAUUGAUGAAGUUGGGGACCUUUUGCAACUGAAGUAUUCCCGUCACCGUUUGGUACCUCUCUUGGACCGGCCAUUUGACGAGACAACAUAUGAAGAAACAGAAGACUGAACUCCCUCUGUGUGCCUUGGUGGGAGGGACACACCCCAUGGGACACUCCGUGGCAUGCAGGCCACAGCAUCCGUGAACAACACACUUACGACUGCUUAGCAUAAAAGACAUUUUCUCACAAUACUGAGGUGGUCACAUCAGCUCUAAAUGGCAUUUUGUAAAUAGGGAGAGGAGGUAAAAAAAGCUUUGAUUCCUGUGUCUUUAGGGUCUGGCCCUAGAGGUGCUUGGCUUUAUUUUUUUUUCUUGUUGCCUUUUUUUAUUUAUUUGUCUCAAUUUGUUCACAGCAACCCAAAUUGGCUGUGGCUGAUCGGCUCAGACUUUGUAUGCACCAUCAGGCUCCCCAAAUGCUGGCUGAGAUGUUGUGAGCAUGUGUGACGCUGGCAUGGCAGCACUUCCAGUGUCACUGCUAGGUGUCUGACCUUCCCAAUAAGGAAUGAGCUGACCUGGCUAUUCUUGGAGACUUCCUAGAGAAACUGUUGAUUGCUAACUUUGACAUAUUUAACAAAAUGGAUAAUCAACCAAAGUUGUUUGUUUUUUCCUUUUUUUUUUUUCUUUUGCAGUUACUUGUGUUUAAAACUUGAAUUUAGCCUUUUUAAAAUAAAUGUGUUGUUGACAUGUCACUGACAGGACCAUUGUUCCCAAACAUUAUUUAGUUUUGUAAGCCAUGGGCAGAAGGACUUCUGGCACUCUAGCCUCUUUUCCUUCCCAGUAUGGAUACCAGAUUGUCUCCUGGCUUUGACACUAAUUGUUCUUGAUAUAGGGUAAGUGAUGGACAGGGGUUUUGUUGUUUUUUUGUUUUUUUUUUAAUGGGUAGUGGUUUUGUCUUCCUUUUGACAUACUUCUUUCCCUCCCCCCCCCCCCCCCCCCCUUUUUUUUUAAACAGAACAAGGUGGUUUUAGUGUGUGUUGCUUUCUCAUCUUCAGGUUAAUUUCUCUUGGUUUAGAAUUACCAUAAAACCGUGAACAAGUCACUGCUAGGUUCUAGAAGGGUGCUCUUGCUAUUAAGUAAACUAUAGUAAGCCUUGUGCUUUUUGUUAAGACCAGAACUCCUAGUAGGCCUAUACGAUGGAUGACUGUUAGGAGAACCACUUAUUUCAUGGAGAUCUGUGAAAGACUGAUUGCUACCCUCUGCCACGCUGAUUCACUGUUUCUUGGCGUAAUAUGAGGUGUUCUUCAUUGGUUUUGUUGCGCAAGGCUUUUAUGCAAAGAUUAUAGACAGCUUGGGUCUUUUAUCGUACGUUACAUUCGGCUAGCCAGCAAAGUCUGUUAGCUGUGUGUCUGUAUAGGCCUUCCCUGAAGAGAGAAUGUCCUCACAAUUGCAUUUACUUUGUCAUCUUAUUUCUUUUGCAUUUCUGUUACUGUGAGAUCAAAUUAAUGUUCACUGAGGCAUUUGCUGUUUGGAACCUUUAUUUGCAAGUUCCACGCUGUCUUACUCUAAUCAAAGUUUAAAAUAGACACCUUUGCUCUAGCACACCUUAGAGGUGGUCUGCUACUUAGUCAUUGCAUCUAGAAUUCUUUCAGUGAACAGAAUGGAUCAUUGAAGAGGUACCAACAAUUUUUUAACAGGAGUCAGUUACAGUAUAGCUUGUUUCUGUAUUUUACACCUUCGACACGUAGUAUUUUUGCAAAGAGAGUAGAGCUUUAACAUCGUGUCACUUGGGUUGGUCCACCUCUUCCGUUUGAGUUAGCAUGAUGCUUUUUGCAGGUGAGUGGAGUUUUUUAAAGAACUUCAUCGUAACACCAAAGCAGAGUGCAUCUCAAAGCUAUUUGCCUGGUGCUGCAAAAAAAUUAAUUUUAAAUUGUUAUGUUCGCUCUGCAGCUAACGGGGAAGGAGCACUUUGCUCGCUAGAACCAAGCAAUUCUGCAAAUACAUCUGGUGACUUAAAGCAGAACUGGCCCCUAUUUUAUAGUAUAUCUAUCUUUAUGCUUUUAUAGAUCUUGUUCCAUUUUAAUGUAAUGGAACUUCAAAACACUGAUUCAGUGUUUUACCAUUGCAUUUCAGAAGUUUAAUUAGAUGAGAAGAACUAAAACUGACUGUUUGAAAAUAGAUCCAGAUAAUUGUUUCUGUCUUAGUCCACUAAUGUCAAUUUGCUUGCCUUCUGGAGCAAAGUGUGUGGACAGUCCAAGAAGUCUGUAACUUGUAUGUGCAACUCUGAUGGCUAUGGAGUAGUCUCAUUUGUUCAGCCACAGAGCGAGUAAACUGCAAUUGCACCAACUUACUUUCUCGCCUGUGUUCUGCCCAGGACUAGCUCUGCCAUUGCAGAAGAUGACCUGCUUUCUGACUUCAAGAAGCUUUACCUCAAAGAAUUUCUGCUUCCUUUUUUUUUUUUUUUUUUUUCCCUUUCUGGAUUGUAGUAAGGAACAAGAAGUGGUUAGUGCAGAAGCCCUGACUCCAGCCCAGGUCCUGUUGAUUUGAUCACAAGACAAAACCAACCAGCUUCAAGGCAUAGGCAUGGGUCAGUAGGGAGCUAUUCUGAGCAUUUCCAGGUGUAGAUGUACAGUGUGCUUGUGUCUGUUGUAUACUCAAGUCAGUUUGAAAACUGUGAUGUAUUAAGUUAGGAGUGGGUUGUCAUAGAUUCUACAAGUCUUGAGUCUUAAUCUUGCCUCUGGGAUUGGGUUUUAGGGCAUCUUGUCUUUAACAGGGAGAAGAACAUCUGGAUAAAUCUCAGUAAUUCAGAUAACUCCUGUAUAACACUUCUGAAAUUGUCAGUGUUUUAAGAUUACUGGUCCCUAUUGGGAUUCCAGUUGCACUUGUUGAGGAAAUUGUGUUCAUGCUAUACUUCUGCCGUUUAGUGUCUUUCUGCUGUCACGAUGUCUGCAUAUGACUUUUGAAUUCUGAGUUGUAAAGACAUUUCAGAGAUCUUUCAGGCAGUUAGUAGCAUUUGCAAACUGCUUGGUUGCAUUUCAGCCAUAUUCUUUUUCAGAAGCAACUUCUUCCCUUCUUUUAUUCAGGGGAACCUGAUUUGCCAAAGUCUGGUACCUGAUGAAAACUGCUUCUGAAAAAGUAAGAAGCUACAAGUCCAAGAUUUCGCGCUUUUAAGUCGCUAAUUCACCGAGCAUGAAAGCCAGGAAAAUCUUGCAUCUACUAAAAAAAGUUGCUCCCGCAACCAAAGGAGCAGCCCACUGUUGGUUUGUACUAGGCAAACCUACAGCAUGUAUGCUGUCCUGCUAUGUGUAGAAUGUACUGCUGCUUUGAUAUUCAUGUAUUGACCAGAAAUCUGUCUCCUGUUUUUUAUCCUGGCAGUAGAAGUGAACGAAAGAACCAAUCUUGAGAGAUCACAAAGGAAGAAAGACUGCUUAAGAAACAGACUUCAGUCCCUGCCAACUUUUCUGAGACGUUCUAAUUGAAAAUGACUCCUGGUAUUUCUUAGGAGAUGCAAAAUUCAAAAGAAAAUGAAGGCUGCUUUUGAACAAAGGAUUUUGCUCUGUACUGUACGUUGGCUAAACUUAGUCAUAAAUAUACAACAGUUACCUUCCCAGUACCUCUCUGAAGAACUUAGCAAGCAAGAUUUUGCAUCUGCUGAGCAAAGAGUUUAGAAUCAUUACAGUUUUUAAGGCUGAUGGCCAUGUUCUUUUACUCUUCAGAACAUUGAGGGGCUCCUAUUACCGAGCAUCAGCAGAGAGUGAGAGAUCUGCUUCUUGUUAGAAACUGGCCUUCCCAAGUAGACCUUUGUUUUAAGGAGCCUGAUUCAUAAUUCUUUAGUUCUGUGGUAGAGAAGAAACCAAGGGGGUUUUGUGUCAAAAUAUUCAGGGCUUGCUUUUUUUUAUUACACAAGACACGGACUCCUGUACAGUGUCUGUGUGUGUGUGUAUAUAUAUCUAUAUGGUAUAUUUAACUCUUUAAUUUCUAUAAUUUUUUUUCCCUUUUAAGUAGCAUACUUAAAGAGCUGUUCUGGUUCUUGGGUUACUGGUGUAGCACACUUCUGCUUUAGGCAAAGACUCAGGAGUGAAUUGACCGAACAUCUUACUGUGAUGAAGUCAUUCAGUGAAGGAAUUGCAUUAUCUGUCUUCCUCAUGCUCUUUCCUCUAAGAGUGGAGAAGUGGUACCCUCUGUCAGAGCUGCACAUUCACACAGAGCAGGAAAGGGAAUUGUGCCUGUGAAAUCAGUGACCCGGCUCUGUACUGUGUGGAUGAAGGACCAAUACAACAGAGGUGGAGGAAAGGGGCAGGCAGUCAUCACUUACUCUCAGCUAUAUGGGGAUCUCUCAUGUGUACUUAACUUGAACAAGCAUCCGUAAGACAGAAACUUAACUUCCAGUGCCCAAAGGGACACUCUAAAACCUUUCCACACCAAGUAAAUACUUCCUCUCCUGUGCAAAUUUUAAUUUCUUACUGAAAGGAAACCUCUGCAAAGUACUUGGCUUACAGCUGUUUGCUGGUCCAGAAUCCAUUCAGGCAGAUCAUAGGAAAGGUUGGAGGAAAGCUGUGAGCAUGAGCGCAGUUUCAUUUAAGAGAACACCUUGCAGCAUCGGAUCUGGAAUGCUAUGCGUGAGCUGCAUCAGAGGGAAGGAAAAUUGUGGAGAUUUAUUCCAACAUACAAUGAUCAGUCAAAAUUUAUACAGUUUAUAUGUACAGUUUAUAUAUUUUUUUUACAGUUUAUACUCAACCUGUGAAAGUGUCAAGCAUGCUGGGAUCUGUGUGGGUGUCACCUUCUGCACAGGGAUCCGAGGUACCCGCAGUCUGUUCUGGUUUAACACAGGUGAAGCACUGUGCUGUCUAGGAAUGCCUAAUGUGACCCCUGGGCAGGUGGCUUCAGUACUGGACCUGGUACCCAAGUGGCAUUGGACCACUGUUAGGGAAAAGCACCAGUCAUUUGACCUGUAUAACUUGCACAUAGUUUUAAAAGAAAUUUAAAAAUAUUUUAUUAAAAAAAAAAAAACAACAAACACACACCCACAACUCGGAUGCCAUCGUGAUGGCUUGUAUUCCUGUAAACAUCCCCAGCCUUGCAAGUCGUUCACCUCUUCAAGGAUUUGGACAUGAAGCUAGAGCACAGCCGUGAAGUGUUUGUGUGAAGUCUUGUGCUUUAUCUUUCACUAAAAAGAGAAGUGUUGGCUGCAGACAUUGGAGCUGUUGUGUUGACAUCCCCAAAAGGGGCUGGGUGAAGGAAGGAGAUGAUGACUGGGGUGUGUUGAAGGCCUUAAAACUGUGGCUCUUGGUAUGAAGAAUGGAAAUGAAAAUUGACCUUGAAGAAUGCGAUGGAUGAAAUAAUACUCUGUGCUCUUAGUUAAGCAACAUGUACUGCUGUUUUCUUGGGAGGGGGGGAGACAUUCAACUCGUUUUGUGUUUGACCCUGGCUAGCAGCUAUUUAAGGAGCAGAAGAGGUGUCUGCAUGUGAAGGCCAAAAAUAGUGCCCCAUGUUUCUAUGUAGCAAGCAUCGUAACUUGUUCCUGGGCCACUGAAAGCCAGAGAAUUAUUGGGAGGGUCAGGGACUUCAGAAGCAGUGGCAGCUAGCAAAUCCAUUUCCUAAACAGUAGGUGAACAGGUCUUACUUGAAUAUGCCAUGGGUUGGUGCCAUUCCAAAAAUACCUAUGGCAAAAGGAAACGUGCACCACACCAUCUGACUGCUGUAAAGUGCUGCUUUUUCUUUUUCUUUCCAAAUCUUUCCAAAUCUCAUCCUGUUCAGACAGUAUUUCUGCUACCCCCUAAUGGUAUAUUAAGCAAAAUGCGUCUCCGCCCUUCCAAUAUUAUUAACUUCAGACCAGUUUGAGAGAGAUCAGAGGAACGCUGGAGCCUGAGGCUUUAGGCUAGCAGCCACAAAGCCAAUGGUGGCCCAUAUUUCCACAGGCCCUGGGCAGAAUUGCCAUGUCACACCACUUCAUCUUAAAUUGCACUGUAUUCUUAUGCCUCUGUGUUGCUAUAAUAUGUACAUAUAUAUUGGAUUUUUUUGUAGAUAAGACAUUUUAGAUAAAAUUUUUAAAUGGGCUUCCCCCAAAAUAUUUUAUGCCAGAUGUCUAAUUUUUUUUACACUUGGGAUUAACAUGAAGUUGGAUGCUCUGUGGGCAGGGAAAAGAUAAAUGGAUGAUACAUUGGCUUUAAAAAGGUAACAAUGCAUGUUUAAAAAAAAAAAGAAAGAAAAACCAAAACAAAACCAAA
Falco peregrinus (peregrine falcon) is the source of this 7839-nucleotide messenger RNA. RefSeq names its product serine palmitoyltransferase long chain base subunit 2 (gene SPTLC2). Gene Ontology annotation, biological process: ceramide biosynthetic process; sphingosine biosynthetic process. Lineage: Eukaryota; Metazoa; Chordata; Aves; Falconiformes; Falconidae. The transcript has 12 exons. Gene Ontology annotation, molecular function: pyridoxal phosphate binding; serine C-palmitoyltransferase activity. The record is from RefSeq and is a predicted model, not a curated record. Gene Ontology annotation, cellular component: serine palmitoyltransferase complex. Bases 62 to 1744 code for a protein of 560 amino acids.